AUGGCUUCUGCGGUAGAGCAUUACGUUCAGAAUUUGAGCGAAGUGCCUCAAGACUUUAGAGUUGGAGGCAAAGACUUGCCUCUGAUAUCUCAAGACAGGGUGUUUGAAGAGCUGCCCUUGAUUGAUAUGACUCAAACUGAGAAACAAAUCAAACAUGAAAUUUCUGCUGCCUGCCAGGAAUGGGGAUUCUUUCAGGUGGUGAAUCAUGGUAUUCCUGCAGAUGUGGUUGAGAGUGCAAGGAGAGUAGCAAGAGAGUUCUUUGAGCUGCCAGAAGAAGAAAAAAUGAAAUGGGCACGCGAAGAGGGUAAAACAGAUCAGAUUGCUGGUUAUGGACGUACAGAAGGAUUCAGAGGACAGCAUACUGAUUGGAUGGAUUCCCUCUAUGCCUUCCUUGCUCCCCAUUGCCUCAAAGCUCGCCAUCUCUGGCCCUCAACACCCACUGAAUAUAGAGAUACCAUAGAUGAGUUUGGAAAGGAGUGUAGCAAACUUAUAAAUCACUUGCUGGGGAUUCUAUCUGAGGAUUUGGGCAUGCCCUUUGAUGGUCUGGAAAAGGAAUUUGAAGAGUACAAUCUUUUCUACAGAGCAAAUUACUAUCCUCCAUGCCCAGAACCAGAUAAAGUUCUGGGCACUCAUGCACACACGGACCAUGGUGCAAUCACCAUUCUUGUUCAAGAUAAUAUCUGUGAUGGCUUGCAAGUUCAGAAAAGAGAUGGGCGUUGGAUCUCUGUUGCUCCUGUACCCAACGCACUAGUUAUCAACCUUGGAGAAUCUCUUCUGGUGGGUGUUUUAUAA
Cryptomeria japonica (Japanese cedar) is the source of this 792-nucleotide messenger RNA. Its product is annotated as oxoglutarate-dependent flavonoid 7-O-demethylase 1-like. The coding region runs from base 1 to 792 and encodes 263 amino acids. The record is from RefSeq and is a predicted model, not a curated record. NCBI's taxonomy places the organism in Eukaryota, Viridiplantae, Streptophyta, Pinopsida, Cupressales, Cupressaceae. The transcript is spliced from 3 exons.